AUGAAAGACUGGCAGAUGGACAGUAAGAAGGUUCUUCAUCGUACGUCCUCGCUGCUCCAGAACAAGUCCUUUACUGACGUCACCUUCAUCGUAGGCCCGACGACGGCGUCCAAAAAAUAUGUUGGCCACAAGGUCCUUCUGGCUAUGACGAGUCCCGUGUUCGAGUCUAUGUUUUAUGGAGACAUGGCGGACAAAGCUAAAGUCAUUCGAGUAGCAGAUAUUGCUCCAAUCGGGUUUGAAAACCUGCUCAGAUACGCUUACACAGAUGCUCUAAAUCUUGAAACAGUUGAAGAUGCUAUGCUAACAGCAACAGCUGCCAAGAAGUAUUUGCUGCCUCAUCUACUGCGAGAAUGUUUUAACUACAUUGAGAAAAACGUUUCACACACAACAGUAUGCCAGGUCUUGGAAUUUGCACUAAAUCUUGAAGCACACCAUCUAGUUUUUCAGUGCCUCAACAUUAUCGAUAGACAAUCAUAUCACGUGUUGACAUCGUCAAAUUUCCCACAAAUCAGCCUUACUAUUCUCGAGACCAUUGUGCAGCGAAAACAUCUUAAUAUUCACACAGAGAUUACUUUGUACAAUGCCCUGUUUCAAUGGGCCCAAGAGGAGGCUAAGCGGCGUAAUAUCGAACCUACUAUCGAUAACUUAAGGACUGUAAUGGAUACGACGCUACCGUACAUUCGCUUUCUUGCCAUGACAGCAGAGGAUUUCACCAAAGGACCAGCAAAAGCUGGACUUCUUUCUAAAGAGGAGUGUUUUCAUAUAUUCAUGAACCUAGCUGUGCCUGGUAUUACGUCUGUACCACGAGGAAUCUGUUCAGCUACUUCCAGGCGUACUUCUCCGCCAGAAUUUUACGUGUGUACCCGCUUCAAACCCGUGUCAUUUCACACUCCAAUUCGACCGUUACGAGUUUUUGGAGUUCGUUUUACUGUCACCAACAUGGAUGUCUUUGUCGUGGGGCUUGGCAUUUCCAUUAGGUUGGAUGUUGGGUAUUAUUCCGCUAAAAAACCGAGUUACGAUGGGUUACUUCGGUGCACAUGCAAGUUCCCGGAUGAACGUCUGGCUCGUGAAGAACUUAAAGUAAACUUUGUGCUUGCUAAGGAUAAAGAUGUAAAAAUUAAGUUUCGAAAACCACUCUUCGCUCGUAAAGGCGUGGAAUACGAAAUUGACCUCCAGACACGAUCAGCUGUAGCUCAAGAUAUUGUUGCACCCAAUAAUCGCAGCAGAAAGCACGAAGAAACAGCAGAGGGCGCUACCUUUCAAUUUUCCGCUUUCAAAAGAGGGCUCCAAAAUCAGAUGUCGGAAGUGAUGGAGUUCUCGGAAAUUCUGUUUUAUUAUUAA
This is a messenger RNA of Limulus polyphemus (Atlantic horseshoe crab), 1341 nucleotides long. RefSeq names its product BTB/POZ domain-containing protein 6-like. The coding region runs from base 1 to 1341 and encodes 446 amino acids. The record is from RefSeq and is a predicted model, not a curated record. The transcript has 2 exons. Gene Ontology annotation, biological process: neurogenesis. Gene Ontology annotation, cellular component: cytosol. Gene Ontology annotation, molecular function: protein binding. NCBI's taxonomy places the organism in Eukaryota, Metazoa, Arthropoda, Merostomata, Xiphosura, Limulidae.